CCUCGUUCUGGAUCUCUCCAUCUCUGCCUCGUCUCAGUAGCAGUUUCUCACCGUGUUGGGGCAGCCUCAUUCUCUCCUCCAGGAUGUCGGGCCCUCUAACCAGCACCAUUCUCCUCCUCCUCCUCUCUCUCGUUCUGCUCCACUCACCAGCGCUAAAAGCAAAGCCAUUGUCUGCGGCUCAUGGCCGCAUGCGAAGCCUUGACGGCGAAAUGGUGCGUGUCCGACGGGAUCUCCGCGACUCGCUUCCGUACGAGGCUCAAAUGAUGUCAUACUCACCAGGUGAGAUGAAGGUGCGCGCCAGCGACCUGUACAGCCAAGGAGAUGCCUGGAAGGCAAAAGGUAUGAGUCAGGCUCUCCAGCAGUUGGUGGAGAAUGACCAGAGGCGGGACCAGGAGGCGGCCUACCUGGCCGGCAUGAUGCGCCUCCUAAGCCAAAUCGAUGCCAACAGCCAGGGAGGAGCCAGGGAGGAUGUGGGGGAGACCGGGGACUUCCAGGGGCCCUAUCCGCCGGACUACGACGAGACAGAGCCAGGCAUCAGCAUGGCCAAACCACAGGCAGGCUGGCAGGAUCUCUUAGACCCCCAGCUCACCCAGGCCCUGAUGAAUCGCUACAGGCAGGAAAGACUGCUACAGGAGGCAGCCAAUAGGAUCCCAGAGCAGAGAGAGCAGGACAGAGACCAAGAGGUCCUCAGAUUCCUGGUGGAGAAAAUCCUGUCAAGCCUCUCCCCUGGCAACUCCCCCAGUCCUUCAGGGGGACGUCGGGCGAAGCGAGACGUUGACACGGUCGCUGCCUCAGUGGGGCGGAGUGGUCAAGCACUGAGGCGCUCCCGGCGUUCCCUGGACGCCCCUCCUCCACCUCAGAACUCUGACCAGGUAUCGCUGAUCCGGGUGAAGAGACUCGGGGACGAAGACGAGGAGGCUGCUGAGGGAGACGCGGGACACAGGAUGACCCCCCAGCCCAUCGGCCUACAGAGGAUGAAGCGCAUUGACUUGGAGCCCCAACCGGCCCAACACACCCGCAAACGCCGCUCCCUCACCUACGACCCCAACCUGCUCGCCCAACACAUCCUGCAGUAUCUACCCUAGUGGAGCCAGACAGACAGACAGUCAGAGACAGCAAAGAGAGAUAGAAAGAUCAUGCAGAAUAUUUUGCCAGCGUUCAUGUUCAUGCAUUUUAUUCAGCAUCUAUCCACAGCAGCUCUUCUUGCACAGUAAGUGCAACAUUAAUGUCAUAUCCUGCAGAGGCGUAUAAACAGCACACCGUAUAUAAAUGUAUUUAUGAUGCUUCAUUUGUUCAAAAGCAAUGUCCACGGCGGAGGAGAGAAUGAAAUAGCUUUAAUGGGUUUACCAAGCUUCUCAAGUUCUUUUGUCAACAACCCAGCAGUGUACUGGUUGGUUGGUGUGAAAUGAUUUCAAUAUAACUGGCCCCUAUAUGUGGUCACACUUCA
Messenger RNA from Clupea harengus (Atlantic herring), 1447 nucleotides. It is a transcript of the gene pcsk1nl, whose product is annotated as proprotein convertase subtilisin/kexin type 1 inhibitor, like. Gene Ontology annotation, biological process: negative regulation of endopeptidase activity. Lineage: Eukaryota; Metazoa; Chordata; Actinopteri; Clupeiformes; Clupeidae. Gene Ontology annotation, molecular function: endopeptidase inhibitor activity. The record is from RefSeq and is a predicted model, not a curated record.